Molecule: messenger RNA, 1997 nt
Organism: Dermacentor albipictus
Lineage: Eukaryota; Metazoa; Arthropoda; Arachnida; Ixodida; Ixodidae
Source: RefSeq, a predicted model, not a curated record
GACGGGCUACACAUGGGCUCCGAAAACUUUCCCUGAUUGUGGCGGAAAAAGGCAGUUGUCGAGUCUAGAACUACCACCCCUAACACAGGAAGGUCGACGGACUACGAAGACAUCGGGAUUAUCCCAGGUGGGCGAUUUUUUGAGCCACAAAGGCAGUUUUAAUACACUGCCACGCCGGCGGCCUGGCUAACCCUAACUAGCUGGGUCUACGACGCCACUGUUCCCACCACUUCGGCGGGAACGCCGCCUGACUCGGGUGCGGGUGGGCCCCCGCUUCGCCACGAGACGCGAGGAUGGACGUCGUAGAAGUGGAAGGGGAGCCAAUUUCCCCGGAAGAAUAUGACGACCAGGGCUGGAUUGCGGCUCACGAACGCCGCAGUAACGCCAAGAGACGCCCAGACCUCGAUGAACGAUCGAAGAACAUCGGAGACUCGACGGUUUCAACGGCGUGGAAAACCAAGAACGCACGAAUUCUACAGCGACCAAUGGCCCCGAGGCAACCGCAGCUACCGGAGGAAGACUACAAAGUCGUGAUCCGCCCGAGAGGUGGGCUCGACAUGGCGCAGCAACGCAUUGCGUACAUAAAGGAUGGCGUUCUGCUGGCAGCCGCAUUGACACGAGAAAAUGCCGGAGAAGAUACGCUACGCAUCAAUCCAAGACAAAACACCAUGAUCAUGAGCACACCGAAACUGGAGAAUGCGAAACGCUACAGCCAGAUACGGGAAAUCCAACUUGGAUCGAACACCUACAGUACGGCCGCUUACAUUACUGCGCCGGAGAACACCUCCAAGGGAGUCAUACACGGUGUACCAGAAUACGACACGUCUGAAGACGUUGAAAAAAGCCUGGUGAACUGCAGAAACCCGACUAUACUACACGCAAGACGCAUGGGACGCACCGAUUCGGUUGUGAUAGUGUUUGAAGGUACGUACACGUGGACGACCGUGUACGUACCACACUACGUGUACUACCGCGGAGCUGAAUACCGAUGCCUACUAUAUCGCAAGCAGUACGAGACAUGUACCACAUGUGGCCGCCUCGGCCACCGAGCGGAUGUUUGCCCGACACCGAACAGCAAGAAAUGUCGCGGGUGCGGAACUCUCAAUCCACCCGAAGAUCAUCAGUGCGAGCCAAGAUGCUUCAUGUGUGGGAAGGGACACCUCACAGGAGACAAAAAGUGCCGUGAACGGUUCAAGACCCCAUAUCUUCUCAGAAAGAGGCAGUGGAAACAACAACAACAACACCAACAACAACGGAAUGAACAUCCACCGCAGAAAGCUAUGGCGGACAAUCGCCCAAGUCGGUCCAGGGAGCGGUCGGGCAGCACCGAAUCGCACAAGGGAUCGACAUGGACCAACAGCCACGGCAGCAGACACCGCGACAGGAGCCGCUCUAGUUCCUUCCCAAGACUCCCCGGUGGAGGCGGUGGCGGCCAGUCCAACUCCAAGUCCCGGUCCAGGUCCCGGCCCAGGUCUGAAUCGAGAUCGAGAGGAUCCCCACUACACGGAACCCCGGAGGGCUCUGGCGGGUCCGACGGCAACAAAACGCAGGUGAGCUGGGCAGACACGGUCUCCGGCGCUGCUUCUCCGUCUAAUAUAACACCUAAUAUAGAAGGGUCCGCCCUGGAGCAGGAAAUGAUCCAAAUUAGAAAAUUGCUAGCGCAAAUUACUCGUGAAAAUGCUAAGCAGAGGGAGGAAAUUCAACAAUUAAAGCAAGAAAACGCUAGGCUUAAGCAGAAUAGGACACACGAGCCAAGUCAUACGCCUACCGCCAGUACGGCACAGACGCCUAGCCGCGAGUCAACGCCCGCUCUCGCGCAAAUGACAGGGACGCCGCCCCACAAAAGAAAAGCCGAAGACGCGUCAGACGCGCAAAGCAGCGUCUCAACGCACUUAGAAAAGCAACGCUUUCUGGAGCUUCGGAUGAGUGCAGACUCUUCCAAUAGCACCGUGCACAAGCUGGGCUGCCAUUACCACAGCUGGGCUGCACCCAUUUGA